Messenger RNA from Mesoplodon densirostris (Blainville's beaked whale), 1956 nucleotides. RefSeq names its product RALY heterogeneous nuclear ribonucleoprotein (gene RALY). Lineage: Eukaryota; Metazoa; Chordata; Mammalia; Artiodactyla; Ziphiidae. The coding region runs from base 660 to 1592 and encodes 310 amino acids. Gene Ontology annotation, cellular component: nucleus. Gene Ontology annotation, molecular function: RNA binding. The record is from RefSeq and is a predicted model, not a curated record. The transcript is spliced from 11 exons.
CUCUGGGCCUUUCCAAAGCUAGGUUGAGGGGGUAGGAAGAGCCCCUGCGCCUCAGGGGCCGGGCUGUGUCACGGCCUGGCUGCAGACUCCUCGCGCUUGAGUCGCCGGGCCCGUCUCUGGAGACAGAGGCGGGGGCAGGGGGUGGCGGGGCCAGGGCCGGAGUGGCGGGCGGGGCCGAGUUGAGGGAAGCCGCUCCGGACGCCCCCACCCCGGCGCGCCUCAGUGGUGCCGGCCAAGGGAAGGACUCUCGACUGCGGGGCUCGCGCCGCUGUCAGUGCAGCGAAGUGCGCGAGCAGCGCGGCGCAGGCUGGGCAGAGCAGAGAGAAGCUGAGGGGGUGGUAGCGGCGGCGACUCCCGGGCGUGUGAUCAGUUUCUCACGCUGCAGCCGGGGCCGCCUUCUUCCUCCCUCCCUCGCUCCCUCCCUUCCGCCCCCGAGUGCGGCGGCACCGCCUCGUUCCGCGCCGCGCGGCUUUCUCCAGACCUCUCAGGGCGGAGCCUAUUCGCCCCCUGCAAAACUAAAGGCUGGAUUGAUUUCUUUCUCAGUCACCUUUCAAAGCAGGAAACUAUGUGAGCCCUCUUCCCUGAGACAGUUGGUACUGACUCUGUAACGCAAAAGAGGAAAUUGCUGGCUGAGCUCAGCCUUGGUACUGGUGGCCACCAUGUCCUUGAAGAUCCAGACAAGCAACGUAACCAACAAGAAUGACCCCAAAUCCAUCAACUCUCGGGUUUUCAUUGGAAACCUCAACACAGCAGUGGUGAAGAAGUCUGAUGUGGAGACCAUCUUCUCCAAGUAUGGCCGUGUGGCCGGCUGUUCCGUGCACAAGGGCUAUGCCUUUGUCCAGUAUGCCAAUGAGCGCCAUGCCCGGGCAGCUGUGCUGGGAGAGAAUGGGCGGGUGCUGGCUGGGCAGACCCUGGACAUCAACAUGGCUGGAGAGCCAAAGCCCAACAGACCCAAGGGGCUAAAGAGAGCAGCAUCUGCCAUAUACAGUGGCUACAGCUUUGACUAUGAUUACUACUGGGACUACUUCUACGACAGGCUCUUCGACUAUCGGGGCCGCCUGUCACCAGUGCCAGUGCCCAGGGCAGUCCCUGUGAAGCGACCCCGGGUCACAGUCCCCUUGGUCCGACGUGUGAAAACCACCAUACCUGUCAAGCUCUUUGCCCGCUCCACAGCCAUCACCACCACCGGCUCGGCCAAGAUCAAGUUAAAGAGCAGUGAGCUGCAUGCCAUCAAGACAGAGCUGACCCAGAUCAAGUCCAACAUCGAUGCCUUGCUGGGUCGCUUGGAGCAGAUUGCCGAGGAGCAGAAGUCCAAUCCAGAUGGCAAAAAGAAGGGCGAGAGCGGCAGUGGCAGUGGCAGUGGCAGUGGCAGCGCCAUCGGCAGUGGCAGCGCCAUCGGCAGUGGCAGUGGCAAUAGUGGUGGCAGCAGCCGGCCACCGGCCCCCCAAGAGGACACAGCUUCUGAGGUGGGCAUGCCCCAGAGAGAAGCACAGGCUCGAGACGACGGUGAUGAGGAGGGGCUGCUAACACACAGCGAGGAAGAGCUGGAGCACAGCCAGGACACAGAUGCGGAGGAUGGGGCCUUGCAGUAAGCAGUCUGACAGGAGCAAUGGCCACCAGCAGGAGAAGGGCGUACACUGUACCAGGCCUCAAGCUGGGCACCCACCCCUGGAUAACCACCCCCAGCGGGUCCCAGAGGAGAGCUGGCAGCAAGCACCACCUCCCUCACGUGUCCCAGCCAGUGCCACAUUCUCUGCAGGUGGAGUUACAGCAUCCCCUUCUCAUGUACCCUCCCUCCCUGUUGGCAUUGCCCAGGCCAGAGGGCAGACCACAGAGUUUCCCUACACUCUGCCUCCCCUGCCCAGGACACUCCCAGGCUUGGGGUUUUUCUAUAGGCUUGGAGGGGGGUGGGGCCCACAGGGAGGGGACCCUGACAAUAAAGAGAUUGGAUCCCAA